AAACAGAGAUUUUGGAGCUCAUUCGUGCUACUGUAUUCGACGGGUAUUGACUGUAUCGCGUCGUCCAAUUAAAAGUUUUGUGCGGUUGUUUGUUGGUUUUUAUUCAUAUUUUGAAAAACGUUCCAUACUAUAAAAUGCAAUUGUAAAAAUAAACCGCGGAAAAAUAAAAGUAAACAUAAAAAAAUGCAAUUAUUCGGCUUCUUUUGGUUAUUGUUUACAUUGUGUUAUUGUUCGCAAUCGUUCGCGGAGGAGAGUGUGAGUUCAACGGAUGCAGGAAUCGAAAAGGUCAAAGCUUUCACAGUAGCUACAGAACGUACGGAUGGAUUCCUGAGAUAUAUGCGCUCCGCACGUGUGUACGAUAUCGAGGUUUCUGCUCUAGGGUUAGAUCAAGAAUGGAAGGGUGGUGAUAUGAAUAAACCCGGUGGUGGUUUCAAAAUAAAUUUAUUACGGCAAGCCAUAAAACCUCUGAAAGAUAUGAAGGAUACAAUAAUCUUAUUCACAGAUAGUUAUGAUGUCGUUUUUACAUCUACCAUAUCGGAUAUAGUUCAGAAAUUUAAAGAAACUGGAGCUAAAGUGUUGUUCUCAGCAGAGAAAUAUUGUUGGCCCGAUGUAAGUUUAGCAGAAGAGUAUCCAGAAGUGGAACCAAAAGCUUCAAAAUAUCUCAAUUCUGGCGCUUUUAUGGGUUAUGCUCCACAAGUGUAUGCAUUACUUGAGCAACCAUUAAAUGAUUCUGAUGAUGAUCAGCUAUAUUACACCAAAGCAUUUUUAAACAAGGAUGUACGUAGCAAACUUGGAAUACAGCUUGAUACAAAAUCUAAAAUUUUCCAAAACUUAAAUGGUGCUAAAGAUGAUGUCAAACUAAAUGUCGACUUAGACUCCAACGAAGGUGUUUUAGAAAAUAUUAAUUUCAUGACAAAACCAAAUAUAAUACAUGGAAAUGGACCAAGCAAAAUUGAAUUGAAUGCCUUUGCUAACUACUUAGCUAAAACGUUUAAUAGUAAAUGUUUGAUUUGUCAAGAAAGGCAGGUGGAACUUGAUGAAGAUAAUUUGCCAAUCAUAACACUAGCCAUUAUGAUCACACAACCAGUGCCUUUCUUUGAUUUGUUUUUAAAGUACAUCGAAAAUAUAAAUUAUCCUAAAAAAAGUUUACAUUUAUAUAUAUACAGCAGUCAAUUAUUACAUGAAGAUCUUGCUAAGUCUUUUUUGAAACGUUUGGAUAAUGAAUACAUAUCAACAAAAAUAGUGCUUAAAAGUGAUGAGCUUGAUGAAAGACGUGGACGUCAGCUGGCACUGCAACAAGCGAAACAAAAGAAGAGCGAUUAUAUAUUCUUUGUUGAUGCAGAUACCCAUAUUGAUGAUCCAGAGUUAUUGCGGGAACUGUUAAUUAUGAAUAAACAAUUUAUAGCACCUGUAAUUACCAAGUAUAAAGAAUUGUGGAGCAACUUCUGGGGAGCAUUGUCUGAUGGUGGAUAUUAUGCGCGCUCUCAUGAUUAUGUAGAUAUUGUUAAAUUUUCAAUUGUUGGAAUGUGGAAUGUUCCUUAUGUUUCCAAUGUGUAUUUGAUCAAAAAUACCGCAUUUAAAUAUAUUAACUAUGAUCAUCAAUAUUUUGACCCCGAUAUGGCCAUGUGCGAAUCACUUCGUAACGCGGGUAUUUUUAUGUAUAUCACAAACUAUCGCGCAUACGGACACAUGGUGAAUGUAGAUAACUUCGAUAGUACUCUUACAAGUCCAGAUUUCUACACGCUUUUUACAAACAAAUAUGACUGGAUCCUAAAAUACCUACAUCCAAAUUAUGCAAAACAGUUAGAAGCCAAUGUAACAAUACCACAACCAUGUCCGGACGUAUUUUGGUUCCAGAUUGUAACUGAUACUUUUUGUGAUGAUUUUGUUGCUAUAACAGAGGCCUAUGGCAAGUGGUCAGAUGGAAGUAAUAAGGAUGCUCGCCUUGAAGGCGGCUAUGAGGCUGUACCAACGCGUGAUAUUCAUAUGAAACAAGUAGGCUUAGAUCGACUAUGGUUAGAAUUCUUACUACUUUUCGUGCGGCCAUUACAAGAAAAAGUUUUUACUGGUUAUUAUCAUAAUCCACCACGUUCAUUGAUGAAUUUUAUGGUGCGAUAUCGUCCUGAUGAGCAACCUUCCUUAAGGCCCCAUCAUGAUUCUUCUACAUACACCAUUAAUAUUGCACUCAAUCAUGUAGAUAAAGAUUAUGAAGGCGGCGGUUGUCGUUUUAUACGCUAUAAUUGUUCAGUCACCGAAACAAAGAAGGGUUGGAUGCUUAUGCAUCCCGGACGACUUACACAUUUCCAUGAAGGACUUUUAGUAACUAAAGGCACACGUUAUAUUAUGAUAUCGUUCAUUGAUCCAUAAAUAUGGUUUUCAAUUUUGACUAUUGGGAACAUAUUCGGUUCUCGCCUUUAAAUUUAUUAAACUGCCAUUUGUCUAUCCAAAGAUUUUAUAAAAUUGCUUCAAACUCGCAAACUUGUUUAAGUGUGAUUAUUUUCCCAUCGUAUGUACUAAUAUAUUGAAAACACAUACUCAACGCAUUGUUUGUCGACGAUUUCAUUUUCAAUGAAAAUGAAUAGUAUAUCAUGUUUUAAA
Messenger RNA from Teleopsis dalmanni, 2598 nucleotides. It is a transcript of the gene Plod, whose product is annotated as procollagen-lysine,2-oxoglutarate 5-dioxygenase. Bases 184 to 2367 code for a protein of 727 amino acids. Lineage: Eukaryota; Metazoa; Arthropoda; Insecta; Diptera; Diopsidae. Gene Ontology annotation, molecular function: iron ion binding; L-ascorbic acid binding; procollagen-lysine 5-dioxygenase activity. The record is from RefSeq and is a predicted model, not a curated record. Gene Ontology annotation, biological process: peptidyl-lysine hydroxylation. The transcript has 12 exons. Gene Ontology annotation, cellular component: endoplasmic reticulum.